Suricata suricatta (meerkat) is the source of this 3078-nucleotide messenger RNA. It is a transcript of the gene CCN4, whose product is annotated as cellular communication network factor 4. NCBI's taxonomy places the organism in Eukaryota, Metazoa, Chordata, Mammalia, Carnivora, Herpestidae. Gene Ontology annotation, cellular component: extracellular matrix; extracellular region. The record is from RefSeq and is a predicted model, not a curated record. The transcript is spliced from 6 exons. Bases 1 to 1086 code for a protein of 361 amino acids. Gene Ontology annotation, molecular function: integrin binding; heparin binding. Gene Ontology annotation, biological process: signal transduction; cell adhesion.
AUGGUGCGGGGCUCGAGAACGGAAGGAAACACGAGGCUUGGUGGCACUAGAGCCUUCUCUCCAGCCCCCAUGGCCAUGGCCUUCACCCCGGUGCCACUGGAGGACACGUCUUCACGCCCCCAGUUCUGCAAGUGGCCAUGCGAGUGCCCGCCAUCUCCGCCCCGCUGCCCGCUGGGGGUCAGCCUCAUCACCGACGGCUGCGAAUGCUGUAAAAUGUGUGCUCAGCAGCUCGGGGACAACUGCACAGAGGCAGCCAUCUGUGACCCCCACCGGGGCCUCUACUGCGAUUACAGUGGGGACCGCCCGAGGUACGCAAUAGGAGUGUGUGCACAGGUGGUCGGAGUGGGCUGCGUCCUGGACGGGGUGCGCUACACCAACGGCCAGUCCUUCCAGCCCAACUGCAAGUACAACUGCACGUGCGUGGACGGCGCGGUGGGCUGCACACCCCUGUGCAUGCGCGCGCGCCCCCCNCGCGUCUGGUGCCGGCGCCCCCGGCGGGUGCGCGUGCCUGGCCGCUGCUGCCAGCAGUGGGUGUGCGACGAUGAUGCCACGAGGCCGCGCAAGACAGCGCAGCGCCACACGGGCGCCCUAGCGGCCACGGGCGGGGUGGAGCCGUGGCAUAGGAACUGCAUAGCCUACAGGAGCCCCUGGAGCCCCUGCUCCACCAGCUGCGGCCUGGGGGUCUCCACGCGCAUCUCCAACGUCAACCCCCGGUGCUGGCCGGAGCAGGAGAGCCGCCUCUGCACCCUGCGGCCCUGCACCGUGGACAUCCGUCCACGCAUCAAGGAAGGGAAGAAGUGUUUGGCCGUGUACCAGCCCGAGGCCCCCGUGAACUUCACCCUCGCUGGCUGCACCAGCACACGCUCCUACCGGCCGAAGUACUGUGGGGUGUGCACAGACAGCAGGUGCUGCGUCCCCUACAAGUCCAAGACCAUCGACGUCUCCUUCCAAUGUCCCGACGGGCCUGGCUUCUCCCGCCAGGUGCUGUGGAUCAAUGCGUGCUUCUGCAACCUGAGCUGUAGGAAUCCCAACGAUAUCUUUGCUGACUUGGAAUCCUACCCUGACUUCCCAGAAAUUGCCAAUUAGACUGGCACAGAACAUGGGGCCUGGGGCGUGGCCCAGUGUGUGCGAAGGAGCCAGCUCUCCACAGCCUGCAGUUGAGCCUUCUUUGUCCACUUCCCACUGACUUCUAACUAUCCUGAUCCAGAUAGUUAGGCCCCUGUCCCAUCUCCAACCACCCGAAUGACCCAUUCCACUGCUGCUCAGCCCAGACUCUGACUUCUGUCCUUGGCAGCAUUCUGUGUACACUCCAAAGUGCCCUGUCUCCAGCUCUUCUGGACAAAACCCAAGGCUAUCCAAGUCCCUGGACGUCCUGCCGGAUCUUACCUGAGUUCCAAGGAGCAGCAUCAGCUCGGCAUUUCACCUCGUGCAUGCCCUUUCUAGAUGCCAAACCAUAAGACUCUUUGGGUCCAUGCAGAGGCCCAGACAGGAUCUAGGACAAUGGAGCAGCCUGUUACAGGGUCCUGCCAAGUGGACUUGACUAGACAGUUCUGGCCGGAGCACACCCAAGUGUCUCUGAUUCCGAAGAUCUGUGUACCCUAAGGCCACCAAAUAUUUGCCAAGCGAGGUGAAUGGUUGUUUGGUUUUGAUUUUUAAUGGAAAGUUGUGCUCAUUAUCCUAGGCUUUGUGGAAGUUAAGUCUUUCUUCAUCCCUGCCCUGUAAAGGGUCCAAAUUGCUUCUUUUCGGUCAGAAAUGCUAUUUGAUAACUUUCAUUCUUAUUCAUGGGAAAAGUCUCCAGUCAACACUCUAGGGUCAGAACAGGGUCAGCCAGUUUUCAGAAGAAGUGACAGAACCUCGAGUGAAUCUGCUGCUGGCCGACCGGACACCGGGCGGCUGGCCAGCUCUUCUGCACAUCCAGACCCUCUCCCUGCUUGGGGGCUCCUGGGAGUUGGUGGCGCCCUUAGGAUGGCCCCUCUGACCCCGGAGAGUGGCAUCCCAGGACGUUCCGCUGCUCCUGCAGAGCCCUGGGAGACCCAGCUGAAGCCGGGGCCAGACCCGCCUGAAGUAACUGAGACAGUUACUGGCUGGCUGAGGCUCAAACCAAGAAGUGGAUCUGCUCUGCAUCAGCCUGGAGCAGCAGAGUCACCGCCUGGGCCCAGGACACCGCUCUUUCUCUUGCAGAGACCCUUCUCUCGGACUUCAGGUCUGCUGACCUAAACCCCCAGUCCUGGUGUGAAGACAGAGGUUGACCAGUUGUUCCGAAACAGAAAUAUAUUUAACAGGGACCAACUGCCAAAAUGGGUUGGCGCUUAAAAGGAACACAAGGUUGUUAUGAAUGGAAAUGAGGCUGUUAUUUAUCUUAUUAGCACAAUAUAAAUAUUUACUGUUGCAAUUCUUUUAUUUACCACCUUCUGUUUACCGGAUAUUGUUCUCAGUGCUUUAUGUGCAUUAGCUCAUGGAGAAACUCAGCAGUCAUGUUGGAAAGUGCCUCUCAUUGUUUCUGUUGUUACAAAUGUGAAAUAGGACUCAGCAAGGUAUGGAGCCUUGACCAAAGUCACCUGGCUAUUAGUGGGGAAGUCGGGAUUCAAAUCCAAGUCCGACUGACUUCACAACCUGUGUCUUUGUCCUUAUGUUUAGAGCUUCCAAAUGUGUCGAGCAGGAAAACAUGUCAGAAAUAACCGACUACCUACUCUUGUUUUUCACUCUUUUUACUGCCUCUCUAGCUCCUUUCUCAAGAGAAGAGUAUCUGACUUUCAGAUAUAUAGGUGCCUGAACAUCCAAAAAAUACAGGAUGGACAAAAAAUCCAUGAGUCUCCUGUUGGUCCUCACCUCCUUCAGAUCAGGAGCCAGCUCUCACCCUGCAUUUAAGAGAUGGUUUUAUUCACUCAGGGCUGCAGAUGAAAGACGUGCGGCUUAUUCCUGAGGGAAUUUGGUGUUGGCGGGCCUGGAAUUCUGAAACAGGGAAAAAAAAAAAAAGGACUGGAAAUAUGCCCCCCUCACCAUGACCUCCCACACUCCUGGUCCAGUAGGAGGCACACAGCGGUCUCGAUACGUAUUUGAGGAAUUAAAAAAAAAAAA